UCCAGCUCAGAGAUAGUGGGAGGGGGGCAUGUUUGGGUCUUUGUGCGAAAGAGAGCAAGAGGACUCAGGUUGGCAAACAGAAAGUGGUCUCAAGAACAUUGUUUGUGCCCGUAGUGAGUGCUCUCCUCUGAGGGGGCCAUGAAAAACAAAAUAUGGAGCUUCUGCACUGAGGGCCCCCCCAGACCCGCACACUGAAUCCAGGAGCUGAACACAGACAGAAGGAGCCGAUACUGAGCCAUGGUGGCGGAGGAGGUCAUCAUUACACUGUCCGGAGGAGCUCCAUGGGGCUUCAGGCUGCAGGGGGGUGUGGAGCACCAGAGACCACUGCAGGUUGCCAAGGUCCGUAAGCGCAGCAAGGCAUGUAGGGCAGGGCUGAGAGAAGGGGAUGAGCUGGUGUCCAUCAACGACAGCUCCUGCGGGAGUCUGUCCCACGCUCAGGCCAUGAACCUCAUUGACAGCAUCCCUGGAGCACUGCGCAUCCGGGUUAAGAGGGCCAAAUCCCCAUCCAGCUCCAGACCACAGCAGUCCAGCGUCCAGCAAGUCUACCAGGACUCAGUGGUUUCCUCAACUGGCCACAGUGGUCUGACGUCCCCGCCAGGCAGUGAGGCCUAUUAUGGAGAGACAGACAGUGAUGCAGAUGUGGCGGCGCAUGAGAAACAGCGCAGGCAGAAGCGCCGCAGCCCCAGUAACUCACCAGGAAAAGCAGGCCGCACUUCCCCAGAGGGAGGGGAGACAUCAGAGAUGAGCGGCUACGACAGCGCUCCUGAUGCCCAGGGCUAUACGGCAACGGGAUCUGAGGCAGGAGGAGACACGCUACCUGGGGUGACUCGCCGAGAAGUGGUUUACCAGCCCCCUCCAGCUGGAGCCUGGUCUUCCCACACCUCCACUGAAACCUCCUCCAUGAGUGCAGAUGACCAGAACCCUGCAGUGAUGGAGGAGGACAAUGGGUUUCAGGAGCCUGUCAGCGUGGUUCCACUAGUGUCUCCAGACAGAGCAAAGGAGGCACUAAUGCUGAGCUCACGGGGACAGUUAGUGCCCAUGGUGGGGCCAGUCGACAAACCAGUGGACGAGGAGCUUACAGUGACCUACAUGGAUAAAGCAAAACAAGCCAAGCUGAACCGUGGUGAGUCACUGCAAGACAAACAGGUGAAGGAGGCCCGGACCAAGUGUCGCACUAUUGCUUCCCUUCUAACUGAUGCACCUAACCCCCACUCCAAAGGUGUUCUGAUGUUCAAAAAACGCCGCCAGCGUUCCAAGAAGUACACACUUACAAGUUAUGGUAGCGUGGAUGAGGACAUGCAGCCAGACUCCCAAGAGGAAGACGGUAUCUUCCCUGGCAGUGAAUCAGAGUUUGAUGAAGAUGGAUUUAGUGCAGCACCUGAUCCUAUCUGGGACAGCGAAGUCCUGGAGAUGCUGGAUAAGAGAUCAGCAUCUAGAGGCCUAGAAGGGGAAGGAGCAGAGGAUGCUAUUAGCCCUGGUCUGAGUGACACAACAGGGAGGGGGGCACAGCUAUUUGAGCAACAGAGGAAGAGAACUGAGGAGCAUGCAAAGAAGAUGGCCACUGCUCAAGUGCAACUGAGUCAGAUGCAGAGGGAAACACAUACACAACAAGAAACACAAGCACCAGAGUUGUCUGUACCAACAGAAACAAUGGAGAAAUACAGUGUCCAGCCACCAGCAGUUGCACCAAAACCUGCCAGACCACCAGAAUUAAUGCUGCAACAGGACGCACCUGCUGCGGAGCCCCUAAUCUCAGUACCCUUACACCAAGUCACUCCUUCUACAAACGGGAAUAUUGCCAGUGUAUCAAUACCAGUUAUCUCUGAAGUACCUAUAACAAACCAGCCACUAACUCCUACAUCUGCUGUGAUGCCCCCUCCUCCUACUCCACUACCAGAGUUGCCAGCUAGCUCAGUGCUGAAUCGCACAGCCCGGCCCUUUGCCCCUGGGUUCAUUAGCCACAGAGCAUCCACUGCACCAGUUGUUUUCCAUCCCACCAUUGCUAAAAAGGCUCCCAGACCAGUCUCGGUUGCAGUGGUGGCACCUCCGUUCACAACACCAAAAGAGCAACCUGUGGAUGCUGCCCCUACCAUCUUAACAGUUGGUCAGAGUAUUACAGUUACUUCUGGGAUGCCCUCCUCACUAGCCCCUAUGUCUCCUGGCCAUCACCCUCACCCUGCUGUGGUACCAGAUCCUGUGCUUUCCCUUCCUGCACAAUUUUCUGCAUCAGUGAACCACAAUCUAGCUGCAAAUUCUGCAGCACAGAUUGCGGUGGUGGCUGAUUCAGCUAUUCCUGCUGCCAUCAUUACUGCUGCUGCUCCCUCUGCUGGGCUCACUGAUCCCACUACUAUAACAUCAAUUGCUCCCACUGUGACCCCAGCUCCUGAGAUCUCAAUGAUUCCACAUGCUUCUGCUGCCCCUGUGACCCCUGAAAGUCCUAUAGCUCCUGCUAGCCCUGUGACACCUCUGUCUCCUGUAGUGUACCAUGAGAAUUCUUCAGGAGCUGGUGGUCGAACGGGCAUUCUUCAAGGGGCUCGCCACCGUAGUGCCCAUAAGCCAAUGUUCAAGAUGCUUGAUAACAAAAAGAACUCGCCCAACCCUGAGUUGCUAUCUAUGGUACAUAAUCUGGAUAGUUCACCCAUUCAUUCAUAUUCCGAGCCUGUAGCUGCCUUUCAAGAUGAUUCCUAUAGCAUGGACAACAGGAGGGGAAGAAUCCCACCACCAGUGGCUCCUAAACCACGUGUUAUCCCAGAGAUGUCCCAGAUUCCUCAAGCUGAGGGGAAGGGAGCAGAGCUGUUUGCACGACGACAGAGUCGCAUGGAUCUCUUCGUGGUUGAUUCUACACCCACAAGCCCUCAGCAGCUGCAUCAUCAUCAUCAUCAUCAUCAUCAGCAGCAGCAGCAGCAGCAGCCACAACAGCAUCAUGUACAGCCUCAACAAGCCCAGUCAGUCAUGGCCAUGAUCCAGCCACAAGAGCCUUCACUUAACCAGUCAGAGUGGAAGUAUUCCCCAAAUAUCCGUGCUCCUCCACCCAUUGGAUACAACCCUCUGCUAUCCCCCUCCUGUCCCCUGGGGCUACAGCGUGGGGGUGCAAAGCAUUCUGAGGGAAGCUCCAGGGUGGGUAGAAGUGGUUAUGGAAUCCAAAAGGAAGGUAUCAAGGCCAUAGACUUUAUGAGGCGGCAGCCUUAUCAACUCAACCCAGCCAUGUUCAGUUUUGGAGGUGGCUCAAGCACACAGUCCUUAGGUCCUUCUUACCAAUAUCAGAGGCAAGCACAGCAGGGCCACACCUUGACCCCACCUAGGCAAGUACCAGUAAAGACAGCACGUGUGUAUGAGAUCAAACGCUUCUCCACACCUACACCUAUGUCAGGCUCAACUCUAGCUCCCACUGUGAUCGUUCCUCGUGCACAAACCACACUCGGUGAGCCUUUGUCUCGCUCAAAUAUGAUUUCCCCACCCCCAGCAUCUUCUCCACCUCAGCCUGUUCCUGAGCCCAUAGCAACACCUGCACGAGCCCCAGGUCUGCCAGAGCUCCCCAAAAUUUCUGCUACACCCAUACCUCACCCUACACCCUACUCACCCCCAGCUCCCAUGUCCAGCAUGUUGAGCUUAAGCUACCCUGGUCUCCAGGCUGCUAAACAGUUCAAGAGUGCCCCUGAACUUAGUGCCUUGCCGCCCAGUCCCCUGAGGGCUCCAGUGCAGGUACCUAAACCUCACUUUAUUGCCUCACGGGCUGGCAUACAGCCUCAUGUCUGGAGGCCUGGUGCCCUGCACUACUGAGAGGACACAAAGGAAAGACCGAAGCCAUCCCCUCCCUUGGUUCCAACAAACCACCAAUCUAAAGAAUUUGAACAAUGGGAAUUUAUUAUAGCUGUAUAUCACAGAUUCAGUUAAAUAAUACAUUUGUGAGAAUUGUGGGGGGAAAAACAUUAAAGUAAUUAACAUUGUUGGACAUUUUGAUGGGUGCAAAUUAAACAAAAGCAUUUCCAGUUAACAAUUCAGUUCAGAAAAUUCAGUCUUUCUGAUUGUAGUUACAUUGAGGUACUCCAACAGAUCUCCCAGUCUUUCAAGUGAAAAGAUACUAAUACUGAAUGUUCACAGGAAUUUCUGUAAAGCUGGAGAUAUUAAAGUCUAUCCAUCACUAUUUUUGCCUUCCAUAUUGUAUUUCAUGAUGGAUAUAUUAUUAUUAAAUUCUAGAUUGUAAAACAAUAUUUAAGGAAUCAGAGCAGUGAUUUUCACAGAGGAGAUCCAUCUCACAGAGCAGUCUUAAGUCACUGACUGCCAGAAGGGGGUUAUAGGGGGACACGAUAAACCUCUCAAUUACAGAGAGAAUCUCAGGUAGAAAAUCUCAUGCAAGCAAAUCACUUAAACAAGUAUCACACAGUGGACUGACAAUACUGAAUUAUCCUUAGGAUAUGGGAGUUUUUUGAAUGAUUGACUUUGGAUUUGCCAUAUUUUUCACCAUGGCUUGCUUAAAGUUGCCUCUGUGGAGUCUAUUAGCUGGGGCCUAGAUUGCUUCAAAAUAGACCUGCAAGGCACUGUCCACAGGGAAAAGGCAACUCUAGGGGUGUAGAGGUAGGCCAUCCUGGCUCCCACAUCAUCAGAAAUGAUAUCUCUUCUGGCAGAGCCUUGAUGGAACAGGUGCACGGGUGUCAGAGCCUAUUUGUGGGAGCAAAGUAAACAGCGAACCAGGAUCAUCCCAGUGGGUCCUGACUAGUUGUGUGGCAUUCAUGAACUACUCCCAUUAUAUAAAACAGGUGAUAUAGAAAAACUAUACAUGUUUUUGGUUUAUUUAAACAGUGAUUUUACAAGCUAUGUGGUCAAACCAGUAUGUGGUAAAAGUACUGUGGAUAAGGCAGACCUGGAGACAUAAAAAUGGUCUGAAAUGAGAGGCUAAGAAUUUCAGCUAUGUUUUCAUAUGACAAGUGACACCACACCUGCUGGGCUAACACUCCACAGGAGUUCAGGAACAUUAUUUACUGAAUCACUGAAAUUAGGCAUCAGGUUCCUUAUUGCUAGUCACCACUGUCAUGUCAUAUAGCGACAUUUGUUUGAUGACGAUGAGGCAGAGGAGCUUGAAAAAAAGUCUGUGGUAACUGGAUGUGAUAUUUGAGUGAGUUCUCAAAGCCAUCAGUUAGAUAGGAAGGUAAUUGGAAAGCAAAGCUGAUCUGUUGUCAGGCAGCACUGAAGGAAAUGAUAGAAAGUUGUACAGUAUGGAAAUCAGACUAUACUAAUGUGUUUAUUUGACUGAGAGAAUAUUUACGAAAUGAGGUAUUAAGGCUAUAAGUGAUUUGCUUAUUGAUAUUGACUUGCCAAAACUUGAAUUAGAUAUGGCAUUGAACAUCUCACACAAUGAGCUUGUCUAUUUGCUCUCCUCAUUAUAUUAUACUGUCUUCUAUAAACUAUAAUUAAAUCUAAAUAGUGAUCAAUACUCAAAAUUUAAUGGGAGCUCAAUAGAUGAAUGUGGCUAUUCUAGUCCACUGUAAUGAGAGGUCAGUAUGUUCGACACAGCACUACUGUAUGAUGAUAAUGCGCUUUAUGUAACUGAAUUAGUAGAAUUCUAAGUGAAUAAGAGUGUGUGUAAAUGUGUAUUGGUGUUUAUGAAGCAACGAUAUAGUAGAUUAAAUGACUUUUAAUGGAAAAGCAUUAUUUUUCAUGAAAUAAAAAUAAACUUCAAAA
Molecule: messenger RNA, 5679 nt
Organism: Pygocentrus nattereri (red-bellied piranha)
Lineage: Eukaryota; Metazoa; Chordata; Actinopteri; Characiformes; Serrasalmidae
Gene: synpo2la
Product: synaptopodin 2-like a
Exons: 4
Coding region: 238-3780 (1180 amino acids)
Biological process (GO): positive regulation of actin filament bundle assembly
Cellular component (GO): nucleus; Z disc; actin cytoskeleton
Molecular function (GO): actin binding
Source: RefSeq, a predicted model, not a curated record